GGCGGCGCGGGGCCGGGUGUGUGUGAGUGCGUGUGCGUGUGGGGUGCGUGUGAGCGCGCGUGUGCGUGUGCCCGCGUGUGCGUGUGAGUGUGUGUGCCCCCGUGCCUCUAUGUGGCUGUGUGUGCGUGUGCGGGUGUGGAUGCGUGCGCGGUGCGUGUGCCCUUUCCUCCCUUCUUCCUCCCUUUCUUUCUUUUCUCCUUGAUUUAUCUCCCCCUCUCCCCGGUCAUCCCAUGGUGUUCAGGUCCCCGCUAGAGCUUUAUCCCACCCAUUUCUUCUUGCCAAACUUCGCCGCCGAUCCGCACCACCGCUCCCUCCUUCUCGCCAGCGGCGGCGGCGGCGGCGGCAGCGGCAGCGGCUCGGGCUGCAGCCCCGGUGCCGGCGGCGGUGGAGGCGGCAGCUCCCGGGCACCCCACGAAGAGUUGUCAAUGUUUCAGCUGCCCACACUCAACUUCUCCCCGGAGCAAGUGGCCAGCGUCUGCGAGACGCUGGAGGAGACUGGAGACAUAGAAAGGCUGGGGAGGUUCCUCUGGUCGCUGCCGGUGGCGCCGGGGGCAUGCGAGGCCAUCAACAAGCACGAGUCCAUCCUCCGCGCCCGGGCGGUGGUGGCCUUCCACACGGGCAACUUCCGAGACCUCUACCACAUCCUGGAGAACCACAAAUUCACCAAGGAGUCCCACGGCAAGUUGCAGGCCAUGUGGCUCGAAGCGCACUACCAGGAGGCCGAGAAGCUAAGGGGUCGCCCGCUGGGGCCGGUUGAUAAAUACAGGGUGAGGAAGAAGUUUCCGCUGCCCAGGACCAUUUGGGAUGGCGAGCAGAAGACGCACUGCUUCAAGGAGAGGACUCGCAGCCUCCUGAGGGAGUGGUACCUGCAGGACCCUUACCCCAACCCCAGCAAGAAAAGGGAACUGGCUCAGGCCACGGGGCUCACCCCCACGCAAGUAGGCAACUGGUUCAAAAACCGAAGGCAAAGAGACAGAGCAGCGGCGGCUAAAAACAGGCUCCAGCACCAGGCGAUAGGACAGAGCGGCAUGCGGUCGCUGGCAGAGCCCGGCUGCCCGACACACAGCUCGGCCGAGUCUCCGUCCACGGCGGCCAGCCCGACCACCAGCGUCUCCAGUUUGACAGAAAGAGCCGAGACGGGCACCUCCAUCCUCUCGGUAACCUCCAGCGACUCGGAAUGUGAUGUAUGAUAUCGGAAAACAAACAAACAAACAAAAAAUCCAAAUCCAAACAGCCAAGCACCCUCUCCCCGUCCCGAGAAAACAAACCGAGGCAACCUAGAAUCAGGACACACACACGCAUGCACGCACACACACAGCCGGGAGGAAAGAAAAGGCCAAACCCGACCCAAACAUAAUAGCAAACAAACAGACAGGGAUCAGAGAAUCCACCACCACCACCGUCAGCCAACACCACCACCAAGAGAUGGAGCUAAAACUUCAACAGUCACAAACGCUGGUGCUGCAGCGGGAAGGGUGGGGGGGAGGGCGGGAAAUAAUAAUUAUUAUAUAUAUAAAAAGAAAGGAAAAAAAAAAAAACAAAGCAAAAGUGACAAUUGUAUUCUUUUUAGGACAAGCACGAUUUCUCCUUUGCGCUUUUCCAUGGACGCAUUUCACCCACUUGCAUGAUGAUGAUGAUUAAAUUUGUAUCUGGGAAAAAAUAUUCUCUAUAGUAAAGGAAAACAAACAGAAACCAGACAAACAAAUGCAAACUCUGAUCGAAUUUGUACAAAAAUCAAAAAUAAAAAAAAAAUUAAAAGGAACUCCUUGAAGAGGGAAAUAACAAAUGUUUAUCGCCUUUUUGUUGGUCCUAUUUCUCUUUCUCUCUUCCUCUCUCUUUCUCUGUCUUUUUUUUUUUUUUUUUUUUUUUUUUUUUUUUUUUUUUUUAGUCCGAGUGAUGGUCCAGCCAAGAUGCAAUUUUCUGUUUUUUUGUUCCGCAGACAAUCAUUUUAUUCGUAAGCACCUUUUUUUCUACACUUCUGUCACUGCCUGUGUGGGUACUGGUUAUAAAUGUGGAAAAAGAAUAGUUAUGACUGUAACAGAUUUUUAUUUUUAUUUCAAAAUUUUAUAUGAAUUAUGUAUAUCUUAAUGAUGCGGUCAUUUUCCCAGUUUGUAAUAUAUGUGUAGAAAUGCUUGUAUAUGAUAUUUGCUCUCCUCUUUCUUCCUCCCCUCUCUCUAUCUCCCUCCAACCCUUUCUCUCUCUCUCCUUUUUAUUUUCCUUGACUCGGUGUUCCUUGCACAAACUUAGCCGUCAAAAUCUGACGUGCUAGGUUUCCAAAAGGGACCUCAGCGAUAGAAGAAAAAAAAAAAAAAGAAAAAGAAAAAAAAAAAAGCUUAGGGUGCAACUGUAGUUAUCUUAUGCAAAAGCUAUUUUGAGUAUUUCAUAGCAGCUUUGGGGGGUCUCUUCUUAAACUCCACGUAGGACGCUUAAACUAUUGUUUCCUUAACUGCGUGUUUAUCUAUAUGUACAAACUUUCUAAAUCAAAUACAGUAUUCCAUUUUCUUAUCUA
Molecule: messenger RNA, 2509 nt
Organism: Motacilla alba alba
Lineage: Eukaryota; Metazoa; Chordata; Aves; Passeriformes; Motacillidae
Gene: SIX3
Product: SIX homeobox 3
Exons: 2
Coding region: 231-1190 (319 amino acids)
Biological process (GO): eye development; brain development; regulation of transcription by RNA polymerase II
Cellular component (GO): nucleus; transcription regulator complex
Molecular function (GO): DNA-binding transcription factor activity, RNA polymerase II-specific; RNA polymerase II cis-regulatory region sequence-specific DNA binding
Source: RefSeq, a predicted model, not a curated record